GGAAAACGAAAGCUCAUCAUCACCUUGGGUUGCAUCAGAGAUAUACAUAGCUAGUUUUUAAGUAAAACCACGCCGGUCAACAUGUUGCGCCUAUCAAGUAAAGGAACAAGUAUUUAUAAAUUUAUUCAUAAUCGGAUACCGAAAGUGGAGCUGGCUACGGUGCCUAAGCAGGGGACGAGAUAUAUGUCCAAAACACGUGCAGGUUUAUUUUGCACUCUCAGAAGUCCUGUGUCUGAACACCCACCAAGCCGAUGGAUUUCGGGGAGCUCUCCUCGUGUGUCAGAAUUAUAUAAGACCAGGAUUGGUGCAAGUGGAUGGACCAGAAAAUUGCAUUUUACAUUACAGAAACUGGCAGAUCAAACUUCUUUGCAAGCGAGUGAGCUGUCAGAGGCAUUGUAUGACAAACUGGCUGAAGAGACGCUGGAUGACCUGGCUGUGUACUUUGAAGACCUGAUGGACGAGCCCUUCACGGCAGCAGACUUCGAUGUUGUCUUCGCUAGUGGUGUGUUGACAGUGAAGAUCGGAGGGGACCAUGGGACUUACGUCAUCAACAAACAGACACCUAACAAACAACUGUGGCUGUCUUCCCCCACCAGCGGGCCGAAGCGCUAUGACUGGACAGGGGAACGCUGGAUCUAUGCACACGAUGGCGUCAGUCUCCACCAAAUUCUUUCUAGAGAGUUCUCCAUCAUCUUCAACAUGGACUUGGAUCUGUCCGACCUUUCUCAUUCCUGACACUUCUGUGCUACCCCCCUCAUCCUCACUCCAAAACAUCACGUUUUUUUCCUCCAGUAUCAGCCAAGUAUUCCAGUAAAUCGUCUUUUUUCAGUGAACUAAACUUGUAGAAACUGACACUGCAUGACAACCAUUUUACAUGACAGAGGUUUGUGUUGUGAGUUAUGGAGGACCGUUGGUGACGGUAGUAAAAUCCAGUCCCUAAGUGGUGAACGCUGUGUUAUUAGUCGAUGAGUUCAGAAUGAUCAUGUUAACAUAAAUUGUGAUCAUGAAAGUGAAAUCAUAAGUGGCCACCUUAUAAAAGAACAUCACUCACAUUUCUUGGGUCUGUUUGGUUAAUUCUCUUUUUCAUUUACAUCUUUGGCUAAGAAAUAUUGCAAAAAUCAGGAAUGUUUUUUCUUUUAAGGAUAUCGAAAUAUUAAUUCACGCUUCAUUUCUGUUUGGUCUAGAUUACUGUAACUCCCUCUACUCUGGCCUAACCAUCUAGCCAUAGCUCCCAUAUGACCCCUAUUCUGGCAUCCCUCCAUUGGCUCCCUGUAAAAUUCAGAAUAACUUAUAAAAUCUUAUGCAUUAAAGGAUUUGCUGAAUCUGGACUGUUUUAAGCGGCUUCUAAAAACCCAUCUUAACAGGCAAGCCUUUUUAUAGAUCCCCAUCCCUGCCUUCUCUUUUGGUUGGUUUUUAGCUUGUCUGUUACUCCCCAUGCCAUGUCUUUAUAUUCAUUCAGUUUAUUUGAUGUAUUUGUUUGUAUUUUCUGUGUUUAGUGUAAAGCACUUUGUAACUGUUUAUUUUUAAAAGUGCUAUACAAAUAAAAUUUUACUUACUUACAUUUUAUAUUUGAGACUUCUGUGUACAUGAGGACACAUGCUCCCCUUCAGGGUUGUGGGGAAGACCAUUACAGUGGCACCUUACAGACACCAAGGGGAGCCAGACAUUACGAGGGUGCAAAUAUACUGCUAGUGCAAAACAUGAUAACCACACCUGCCACGCCUGGCAAAUUUAAAGAUCGAUGAUGCACAAAUGGAAGCAUUAACGAUCCACAUGUAGAAAAGCCGUCAUUCCCACCUUGAAAGUUUGGGAUUGAAGAUGCUGCAGAAGCUCUGCUCAGCUGAAGUUGAUGGUUUUAUUGUGGGGUAUAAUGUGAGGUUGAUAGUUGUGGGGUAUAAAGCACUGCAAUGGUUAAAAGGGUUGCACUGUUGGAAGUGCAACUUCAAUAACGUCUUUGCACACUCAAUGUGUGGCUGCCCCUGGUCUCUCUAAGGUGCCCAUGUACAGUUCCCUCCAAGAGCUUCUUCCACAGCAUUGAUGGAAGUUGUCAAACAUCCUCAUUUACAUACAGUCAUCAAAUUGAUCAUGUAAAUAGCAAAUGCUGGAUGCCUAAUGGGACAUAUAUAUAAUUUCAAUGAGGUAUUUACAAUUUUACAUUCUUUUUUCAAUCUAUUGCCGCAUUAUAAUUUCUAGUGCAGCAACUAUUAGCUAGAGGAAGGACCGCCGGGCCUACUUACCGCGCGUUCUCCAUACACGCGCACACGGACAGAAAAACCAGUUUUUGCGCAGCCCCAAAGUCCAUGGAAGGAGUAAUAUGGGGGGGGGGGUGUUAAUGAGCAGCACUCACGCUAACAAAUCUACCUAAUAACCGUUUGCCUGUCAGUCUGGAUGGGCAGCCUCCUAGGUGGACCUUCGCAAGAAAGCGACCAGGUCUGACAUGAGAUGACAGACCAGGCUGGCAUAACGUCAGAGCCUUAUUAAAAGACUUGAGAUGUGUCCAACCGUCACGGGUUUCAUGGUGUGAAUGGCUGCUCUGCCGAUUGACUUUCAUUCCUAAAACAACGGGGAGAAAACAUAGCUCAGCCAUGCCAAAUGGUUCGUUGUAGCUACUGAGACGAUUUCCAGCUGUGACUAAUUAAUCCUACUCUUGAAACUGUAUUUUUAUAGCGGAGUUUUAACACUGGAUAUUAUGGCUAUGCCGCGUGGCGGCGAGGUGAAUAAAAGCAAAUUGUUUUUGGUUCGUCCAGUGUUCCUACAUAAGAUGGACUUGUUUACUUCCAGACCGAUCCGACUCAACCGUAAUGUGAUUCGCGCAUGCGCAGGGGCGACUCAGAUCGGGCGGCGACGGAGAGCAGCGUUGGUCGAGUGAGGUAGAGUGAAUGGCGAGAGGGAGCGGCGAUAGUGAGAACAACUGUUUCGAAGAUUUGAAAUCGUCGAAAUCGUGACAGGUUCUUCAUCAUACAGUCAUAACUACCAAACAAAAAAACAAAAAACCUUGGGCUAAUAGAUCCAGUCGUUUGUGAGAUUAGCCACGGACACAUGCACGCAUGUGCGCGCGCGACCAAACAAUCCACAACUGUAGUCCACUGACUUCCGGUUUCUACUGCAGCGGUCAUACCAGUUUCCUGUUGACGUGUGCUAUUGACAAUGGCACAUUUUUCGCGAUGCCUGCAAGAUUUACCAUGGAUAAAUGUCAACGACGAGCACAGAAUUGUCGACAAA
Molecule: messenger RNA, 3222 nt
Organism: Lampris incognitus (smalleye Pacific opah)
Lineage: Eukaryota; Metazoa; Chordata; Actinopteri; Lampriformes; Lampridae
Gene: fxn
Product: frataxin
Exons: 6
Coding region: 82-735 (217 amino acids)
Biological process (GO): iron incorporation into metallo-sulfur cluster; intracellular iron ion homeostasis
Cellular component (GO): mitochondrion
Molecular function (GO): 2 iron, 2 sulfur cluster binding; ferrous iron binding; ferric iron binding
Source: RefSeq, a predicted model, not a curated record